Molecule: messenger RNA, 2802 nt
Organism: Zootoca vivipara (common lizard)
Lineage: Eukaryota; Metazoa; Chordata; Lepidosauria; Squamata; Lacertidae
Gene: RPP38
Product: ribonuclease P/MRP subunit p38
Biological process (GO): tRNA 5'-leader removal
Cellular component (GO): nucleolar ribonuclease P complex; fibrillar center; ribonuclease MRP complex
Molecular function (GO): ribonuclease P activity; ribonuclease P RNA binding
Source: RefSeq, a predicted model, not a curated record
GAGCCGGGCUCUUCCGCUUCCCUCCGCGCGCUCAGGGAGGUUUCCAAGGCCGAGGGAAGGAAGCCGGGGCCGCAGCGCUCUCGGCCGCCGGAGAGGAGCCUGACGGAGGACGCCCACGAGGCUCAGGUUGGCAAACCAUACCAAGAGCAUCAAGAUGUCCCUUCAGGCAACAAAGGGAUCGUCAGCCCGUAAAUCGAAGCAAAUGCCUGUAAAGACAUCUUUGAGCAACCCAUAUACUCUGCAGUGGAGCCCUGUGGAUGGAGCAGACAUGCACUACAUAUUGGGGGCCUUAGGAGAUGUUAUGAAACAGAUUGGGUUAGAAAAGGUAGAGACUCGGAGAAGGAAGAAACCCUCUUCUGGAAAGAAGCAGGAGAAAAAAGAAUGCCAUGGCCAGACCAGCAGACUUCAAGACGAGAAUUGCCCUGGAGAUGCUAAAGCACAUGGGUGGACUGACUUGCAAAUCAGGAACCAACUCGCUAUCGGGAUUAACGAAGUAACCAGAGCGCUGGAAAAAAACGAGCUGCUUCUGGUGCUUGUGUGCAAGUCUGCCAAACCUGCUAUGCUAACGUCUCACCUUAUUCUGCUCUGCGCAAGCCGGGCCACUCCAGCCGGCCAGGUUCCCCGUCUCAGUGAAAGCCUCGCACCGGUCCUCGGGUUAACGUCCGUCCUAGCCCUGGGAUUUAAAAAGGACACUGACACUUUUGCAGAGGUAGCCAAAACGAUUAUCCCGCGAAUACCACAUUUGGAUGUGCCCUGGAUUCAGCACGGAACAGAACGUUUGCUGGCCACUGAAGAUGCUCAUCCGGCGAACUUGCAGGCGGUUGAGUGCGCAGAGUCGGACCCGGAAGAGCGCUCUCCCAACCACAAGCGGAAAAGAGCAGGUGGUAGCAGGCUUGUCUCUCCUGGUUGUACAGCCCUGCAAGCACUCAAGGUUAAAAAAAUAGUACCCAACCCAAACAAGCGAAGGAAGCUUCCCAAAACUAAAAAGCGUAUUUCAAAGUAAUCAAUCAUAUUGGCUUGUUCCCACAUUUCUUAUUUGCCUUUGUGUGUGUUUAAGAAGUCAGUAAAAGCUAUGUAAUAUAAAGGAGGCUUGCAGUUAAGAAUCUAUACCAACAUUACAAAAUUCAUAUUUGUGGCAAGAUAUUCAUGCUUGGUACUUGGACACAUGUCUUUUCAGAAAAUCGAAAAGUGCUUGGAACAAAGCCUUUUUCUGGAUUAAACGUAAUUCAAAACAAAAUAGUAUGAAAGUGAUAACGUUUAUUCAAACAUCCAUCUGUGCUGAUAGAUCCAAUAGCUAGUAAUCUCUUUAAGAUGCCGGAAUCACAAAACAUCUGCAAAUUUGAUAGCACAAUGUUAUCCUUUGGACACUUGCAUUUGGUCAAAUAAUGCAUGCAGAACUGACCCCCAGGUGCAUUUGGCCUUUAAUAGAGGAGUAUUUUCUUUAGCAUGUCAAUCAGCCCAAAUGUCUGCAAGAAGAAAAGCAUUUCAGAUUUGGAUUUUGGGAUGCAGGUCACAACUGUUCUUGGGGACCCCACAAUGCAGAUUUCCUAAACAGAGGUCACAGCCUUACCACGUUCAGUUUAACAGCAUGCUAUUGAAUCUAAAAACUAAAAAUGCCCCUAAACAGCUAAAACGGUAGUGCAACUUAAAAUGGCUGCUCAGAGGAAACGUGUUUCAAUCAGCUGCUAUUAAUAUUAAUACUGAAAACAGGCAAGUUGUAGGGACAGUAAGGAUGCAGCAGCAAGAACUGGAUAUAGGAUGUGUAGUUAAAUUAUUACCUAUUUAGUCAGGUGCAAAACUCUGUGCUUGCAGUAGUUUGUGCUUAAAGGGUUAUGGAAAGGCAAAAUCACCACAUGUCUACACCAACUGUGCUUUGCUUUCUUCUCUUUCCGGCACAAAUAUUUAAUUUGUUGUAAUUUUAUUACAACAGGUGAUUACAACAGGGACCCAGGUGGCGCUGUGGUUAAACCACUGAGACUAGGGCUUGCUGAUCAGAAGGUCGGCGGUUCGAAUCCCUGUGACGGGGUGAGCUCCCGUUGCUUGGUCCCAGCUCCUGCCAACCUAGCAGUUCGAAAGCACGUCAAAAUGCAAGUAGAUAAAUAGGAACCGCUACAGCGGGAAGGUAAACGGCGUUUCCAUGUGCUGCUUUGGUUUGCCAGAAGCGGCUUUGUCAUGCUGGCCACAUGACCUGGAAGCUAUACGCCGGCUCCCUUGGCCAAUAAUGCGAGAUGAGCGCGCAACCCCAGAGUCGGUCACGACUGGACCUAAUGGUCAGGGGUCCCUUUACCUUUACCUAAUUUUAUUACAUUUCUAUUCUGCCUUUCCUCUGCCACGGAAACCUAGCUGGUUCCCUGGUGGUUACCCAUCCAAGCACCGACUAGACCUGCUUGGCUCCAGCAAUUUAUUGGAUAAUAAUUGGGAAGAUUGUUCUCAGUUGUCUAGUGAAGGAGAAAAAUGAAGGGUUAUAAUUAAUCUUAUGAAGUCUUGCGUAGUUCUGAGGCUUUCCUCACUCCUACUUCCACACUAAUUUCAGAUAUUCGGUGUUAUUUUAAUGUUCUCUCUCUCUCUCUCUUACUCACACACACUUGUUUAACCAGUCAUGUAAACUUAUCCAGAUCACUACUGAACAUCUUCACCUUUGAUUGAAUCACGAUGCAUUAAAUUGAAAGCUUAGAGAAGCGUGGACUCAUUUACAAGAGCCGUUCAACCUAUACCAACUCACUGGGAAAUCGAUCUGGGGUGAGUCUAGCUUGGGAAAUACCUUCGUUUCAAGCAAGCAAUGUCUAUGCAUGGCCUUUGCUU